CCCGCGGAAGAAGCACGGCAAGGUUAGCGUGCCAGAGCACGGCUAUAUAUACACCGCUAUCAGCUUGCACUACAAACAAACUACAAAGGGAGCUGAAAGAUGGCCAGGCUCGCGGUUGUGGCGUGCGCUUUGGCGGCGUUGCUCGCCGCGUCGUCGCGCGGCGCGGCGGCGCAGCAGGGCGUCGGGUCGAUCAUCACGCGGUCGGUGUUCGACGGCAUGCUGCCGCAGCGCAACAACGCGUUGUGCCCCGCCAGAGGGUUCUACACGUACGACGCCUUCCUCGCCGCCGCCAGGGCCUUCCCGGCGUUCGGCACCACGGGGGACCUGGCCACCAGGAAGCGCGAGCUCGCCGCCUUCUUCGGGGAGACCUCUCACGAAACCACCGGGGGAACGAGAGGCGCCGCCGACCAGUUCCAGUGGGGCUACUGCUUCAAGGAAGAGCGGGACAAGACCGAUCCACCCUUCUACGGACGAGGACCCAUUCAGUUGACCCACCGGUACAACUACGAGGCAGCCGGGAAGGCGCUGGGCGUGGACCUGGUGAGCAACCCGAACCUGGUGGCGACCGACCCUGUGGUGUCCUUCAAGACGGCCAUCUGGUUCUGGAUGACAGCGCAGGCGUCCAAGCCGUCGUGCCACGACGUGGCCACGGGCCGGUGGGCGCCCACGGCGGCCGACCGCGCCGCGGGGCGCGCGCCGCCCGGGUACGGCGUGAUCACCAACAUCAUCAACGGCGGGGUGGAGUGCGGCAUGGGGCCCAACUUCUCCGGCGCCGACCGCGUCGGCUACUACAAGAGGUACUGCGACAUGCUCGGCGUCGGGUACGGGAGCAACCUCGACUGCUACAACCAGAAGAAGUUCGGCUAAACGCCGGCCGACCAGCCCAAACGACGUGCCAGCAGUUUAUGUAGUGUGUCUGUGUAUACCUUUGCGAAUUGCGAAUAACUGGCACGUGCCGUCCAUGGAUAAGCAGCUAGAGGUGCGCUGCAUGCUCUGGUUAUGUAUGCUUGUGCAAUGUUGGUGUGAUGGAGAGAACUGAAUGGUUCGAUGUAACCUAUAAGGUGGAAUAAUAUGGUCAGAUGAUCUUCGUCCAAUUA
Molecule: messenger RNA, 1097 nt
Organism: Phragmites australis (common reed)
Lineage: Eukaryota; Viridiplantae; Streptophyta; Magnoliopsida; Poales; Poaceae
Product: chitinase 8-like
Exons: 3
Coding region: 100-867 (255 amino acids)
Biological process (GO): defense response to fungus; cell wall macromolecule catabolic process; carbohydrate metabolic process
Molecular function (GO): chitinase activity
Source: RefSeq, a predicted model, not a curated record